Cladophialophora immunda is the source of this 672-nucleotide messenger RNA. RefSeq lists its product as uncharacterized. The transcript has 2 exons. NCBI's taxonomy places the organism in Eukaryota, Fungi, Ascomycota, Eurotiomycetes, Chaetothyriales, Herpotrichiellaceae. The record is from RefSeq and is a predicted model, not a curated record. The coding region runs from base 1 to 672 and encodes 223 amino acids.
AUGGACACGUUCGUGCUUCACGAGGAGCCCAUCUCGGGGAAUUGCUACAAGAUCCGCUUGACGGCGGCGUUGCUGGGCAUCCCGCUGGAGCGCCGUCUCUACUCGAUCCUCAAGGGGGAGACACGGACGGCCGAGUUCCUCCACACCGUCUCCUCCUUUGGCAGGGUGCCCGUCCUCCAGGUCGGGGACUCCACGUUCCUGCCCGAAAGCAACGCCGCGUGCUUCUACCUCGCCGACGCGGCCUCGGCCUCCUGCUCCUCGUCACCAUCAUCAUCGCCACAAGUGGUGGGCCCCCUCAUCCCCCGGGACCCGCUGCGGCGCGCCGAGAUGCUGCGCUGGAUGUUCUUCGAGCAGAACCAGCACGAGGUCAACAUCGCGACGCUCCGGUUCUGGGUGCACGUCAUCGGGGAGCGGGAUCUGGACGGAGCCCGCCGCGUGCAGAUCCAGGGCAAGUUCGCCGCCGGGGAGCAGGCGCUGGAUUGCAUGGAGGAUCACCUGGCGAAGAGCGAACACGGGUGGUUUGUGGGCGACAGCAUCACCCUCGCGGAUAUCUGCCUCUUUGCUUACACUCAUCUUGCCGGCGAUGCUGGAUUCGACCUCGCACGGUGGCCGGCGAUCCUCAAGUGGUGCGAGCAGGUCAGGCAGGUCCAAGGCUACAUUCCUAUGAACUAG